Trichobilharzia regenti is the source of this 900-nucleotide messenger RNA. Lineage: Eukaryota; Metazoa; Platyhelminthes; Trematoda; Strigeidida; Schistosomatidae. The record is from the annotation of a GenBank genome assembly.
UAAAGCUGUUAUUAUUAUUAUUAAGAUAAGAUUCAGAUACUGACUAUAAGAGAACAGGGGAAAUCCACGCCUGAAGAAUAAUUUAAUUCACUUAGAUGAGUUGAAUUAAAUGCCUGACAAUGAAGAAUUACGUGUAUAAACGACCAAAAUAAUGUCUAAACCUCUUUCUUGUGUUAUUAUUAUUAUUUUUUAAAAUAGAAUUCAUUAACAUUAACAUUCAGUAUUUCAAAAAGUACAAAUUCCACCGAUAGUUCUCCGUCUUCUCCUUCAAGAACCAGUAAAAUACAAUCACAAAAAGAACAAAUAAGUCCAGGUCAAUUUCCAGAUGCUUUGAUGAAUACUGAUCAUUUUCAUCGUAAACACUUAAAUCCACUUAAUAAUCCUGUGCUUCAUGUUUUGGCUUUGAAAAAUUCAAAUAAUUUUAAUAAAAAUCAACUUCCAGACUAUGCACGUAAAGAAUUAAAGAAAUUAAAAGAAAAGUUAAAAGAAAAUCAUCACAAAUCUGUCAACAAUAUUGUACAUUCGCAUAGUCUUGAAGCCUUGGCUACUAGUCUUUCUGGUAGUUCAUUACCAUCAGUCAAAGUAAAACAAUCUAAUGUGAAUAAUUCUCCGCGAAAAUAUCAUCCAGUCAAAUCAAAGUCUCCUGGUGUUGAUAUUAAAUUUAAUGAUGAAUCGUCUAAAUCAUUAGGCGAAGUUAAACCAAAAUUAUCAACACAUGAACCGACAAAAAAGUUGACUUCAAAGAAAAAAAGUAAGUGCUACAUUAGUUUCGAUUUGUUUUUCUGGUCACAAGGUUUGAGGUCACAAGUAAUUGUGUAAGCCAUUCAAAGUCACGUUGGACCACUGACUAGCUACAAUCCCGAUAUGCUUAUUCUAGUGUAUUUGAAUGAUUUAAUAAAA